Messenger RNA from Stereum hirsutum FP-91666 SS1, 483 nucleotides. RefSeq lists its product as uncharacterized. Bases 1 to 483 code for a protein of 160 amino acids. The record is from RefSeq and is a predicted model, not a curated record. Lineage: Eukaryota; Fungi; Basidiomycota; Agaricomycetes; Russulales; Stereaceae. The transcript is spliced from 3 exons.
AUGAGCAUAGAGAUGGAGAACGGAGUGGGCUCGAAGGAAGAAGGGAGAGACAAAGAGGUGGCUGUGACGGGCCACGCUUGGAAUUUCCAAGUCGACCCUGAGCCGGGCCAGGGACUUGGACAACCCGAAGCCCCGCCGGAACGCUUCAGACCUCCUUCCUCCUCAUCCUCAUCCUCUCAAGUUCGUUCUCCGCCUAAUGAGAGCCACGUCACGAAGCCUCCCGCCGUCAUGAUGCAUGAACUGUGCCACGUCCGCCACUCAAGCCUCAAAUCCGGGCACUCCCAUCUCCGUCCUACGGUGAUGCAGCUUCUUCUGGCUUUAGGCGACGAUGUCGCAGUGCAAGUGUGCUUCCUCGCAGCAGUUCACCGUGGAGGGACACUCGCAACACUCGCCCGUCACCAUCAUUUGACGGGCAUCGGAUUCCCUGACUCUUCUUCACUGCGCGCCUAUCCUAGUACAUCGCAUGUGGACUCCUUGCGCUGA